Molecule: messenger RNA, 1251 nt
Organism: Sitodiplosis mosellana (orange wheat blossom midge)
Lineage: Eukaryota; Metazoa; Arthropoda; Insecta; Diptera; Cecidomyiidae
Product: facilitated trehalose transporter Tret1-like
Biological process (GO): transmembrane transport
Cellular component (GO): membrane
Molecular function (GO): transmembrane transporter activity
Source: RefSeq, a predicted model, not a curated record
CUUUUUUUUUUUAUCUCAGCUAAUACAAUAUAUACGUCAUAUCUUAUCUUCUCUGAAUCGUGAAAACUCUAUAUGUAAACUUAAUCAUUUUAACCAAAAUCAUCAACAAAAAGCAUAUUCGGAUUGGAAUUUCAAGCGAAUCAAGUUCGACUUGUCGUGAAAUCCAAAGUUUCGCUGUGAAAGCAGAAUUGAUGGAAACUUGAAGUGGCGAAAUAUUUUCGAAAAAAUGUGCACAUUAUCACCGAUAUUCAAGCAGUUCUUAACAAUAGUUAUUUGUAAUUUAUUGACAUUCUCAUCUGGCAAUGCAUCCGGAUGGACGACAAUCAACUUUGUCGAGCUUCAAAGUGAAAAAAGCACCUUCCCAGCAGGUCCUUUGAAGUUGAAAGAGGCGUCACUUGUUAUAUCAAUAGUUAGCCUUGGAGCUUGUGCCGGUAAUUUUGUGGCAUUGCCGAUAAUACACAGAUUCGGGAUUAAACGAACAAUUCAUAUAUGUGGAGUGCCGAUUAUUCUGAGCACUUUACUCAUAAUUUGGGCAAAAAAUGUGUAUUAUCUCUACGUUUCGAGACUAUUGUGCGGAUUAAGCAUCGGCAUCUUAGUAGUUGCACUACCAUCAAUGGUCAUGGCUGUUUCAGACGACAAGGUGCGUGGAAGUCUGAAUGCAUUGUUUGACCUAUUUUCCAAUACAGGAGUAAUUUUGUCAUUUUCCCUCGGAAACUACUUGAGUUGGAUGGAUCAAGCGAAAGUGCAAUUGAUUCCACCCACUAUUGCAAUAAUUAUACUCUUUUUCUUGCCUGAAUCGCCGGAAUAUUGGAUUAAACGAAAUAAGGAAAAGCGAGCGAUUAAAGCGCAUAAAUUCUACAAAGGAAGUAUCGUAGCUCUGGAACAGGCCGAAUAUCUUCAAAAGUUAAAUGAGGAAAAUGUUGAAAGGGAAAACGACAAUGAAAUUAAAUCCAAUCCGAAAUUGUGCCUUCGAGAUUUUCUAACACCACAAGCGAAGAGAGCAUACUUCAUUGCGUUCACUGGAUUUGUAUUGAACUACUGUAGUGGGACUAUUCUGAUUCUCAGCUAUGUGACCGAUAUAUUUACGAAAACCGGCUCCUCUUUGUCACCGAAACAAUCCUCAAUUUUGAUUUCCGUCACUCAAAUUACAACAAAUAUCAUUUUCGUAAAUCUGGUUGACCGAUUCAAUCGAAGAACGCUGUUGAUUUGCUCGUCGAUAUUAGCUACAAUCACUUUCUUUGUGUAUGCCGC